Messenger RNA from Mycena citricolor, 3044 nucleotides. Lineage: Eukaryota; Fungi; Basidiomycota; Agaricomycetes; Agaricales; Mycenaceae. The record is from the annotation of a GenBank genome assembly.
GCGAUCGUGGCUUCUCUCAUACCGUCAAGCCCUAUAACGUGCGCGACGGUUCUGUUACCUCCACCCACCACUUCGCCCUCGGUUUUGCCCUCGGUUUUGCCCUCGGUUUUGCCCGCCAUCCUUCACACACGACUAUUUCCUCUCUUCCACCCGUCGCGACCGCUAGCAGCAAGCUAGCAAUCUACACCUUCGUUCUUUCAUCUCUCAUCUCUCUAUGCAGUCUCGCCGUACUUCCGGUCUUACUCCCCUCUCCAUCGUCCUCCCUCAUCCGGCACUUCCGCGCCGACGGUCUCAUCUGUCUUUAGUCCCUUCGCCGCACACUCCACGAAGUUCCCCAACCUGUUCUUCUCUGGCUUUUUCCACCAACACGAACCGGAAAAGUACCGACAGCUGGAACAGUUGGAACAGCUCAAGUCAGGAUCUAUCCGAGGACCGUGACUACGAAUGGAAAGCGGACCAGGUCUUAUUAUUAAGAAGGACGUUGGAUGCCCUUCCCCCUCACCUCAUGACACCUUUCAAUGGACCUAUACCCCCCUCCAAUCUUCUCGACAAGAUUGCCAGAGGUGUAUCACAGGCGAAGGGGGAGGAUUGGCCCCAUUCCUUGCGAGCCACGCGUGUCAAGCUCAUAGAGUUAGCGCGAACCAUCGCCGAGGAAGAUAGUAAACCCCGCAAGUCGAUCCCCGAAGAGCCUGCAUCGGAGGUUGCGCAUGGUUCUUUCCCCCAAGGGGAUGUUCUGCAGCCGACCACCAAUAUCGGCAAGGAAGAUCGCGGGUCUGGUUCACGACGACCGCUCUACCGGCAGUCGAGUAUGGACUUUCUUAAUGCCUCGGAUGUCCAGGACAAUGACAGCAUCGGUCGGCUUUCAAAACGACUUCAGAAGGCGGAUCGUUUCAUCCCCAACACAUCCUAUCAUCCUUAUUCCCGGAGUCAGAUGAACUCACGUUCAUCUUCCCCGCCCAGGGCCGAUCACGUCCCGUCCUUGAUCAGCCCUUCGACCCCAAGCACAUCUACCCUAUCAUCUCUUGCCUCCGUAUCUGCUCCGAGACAGCCUUUGCUGCGGCGCUCUGCCUCCAUCAUGUCUAUCUCCAGCACUACCAAUUCGACUACUUCGACGUCGAGAAUGAGCGUCAGUAGCGGGUUUUCUGCUGUUGCUGCUGACCCUCGCGUGCAGCGAGUCCGUCGUUCUGAGUCGUUCUGCUCCCCUGUACCGGUGGAAUCACGGUUCAGGCCUGCUGUUAAACGCGCGCCCUCUUACGGCGCUCUUGCUCAAGAAGCACGGGAUCAAUUGCCCAGUGUUCAUGAACAUGGGUUUCAUGAUCUCAGUAUCCCCGAUCCUUCUUCCGACGACGAGGAAAAGAUGCGCAGUCGGCGUGCUAAACGAGCGAGAGUCAGAAAGUCCGGCGGAACCGAACCACCACUCUCACCAUCGCCGGCACCGAGUUCACCGGCCAUGUCAGAGGCCAAGGCCAGUUCAAGAGCAUCAGUCCAAAAGCAGCAGUCGGACACUCGAGUUCGGUCUACCGCCACCGUGAAACGAGGCAUACAUGUGUUCGGACCCGAGCUUCCUCGACUGGCGACGCCGGCUGCUGAACCUCAAGCCCAGUUGUUGUCUGCCGCUCCGAUCCUCGCUUCGCCAACAUCAAGCGCCGAACGCGUGAAAACGCUCCGGCGUGCCAAACGCCUGCCUGCUGCUCGCCGUAUAUCUUUUGGCAGUCUCAUUGCCCCGCUUGGAGAAGAUAUGCAUGAGGCCGACCACGAGGAUUCGGAUGAAAUGCGCUUUGGUCCGGGUCUGGGCAGUGCUUUCCAGCUGCGAUAAUCCCGGAUAUCCAUGAUCAAUUGCAGCCAUUCCUUCUGCUCUCUCGUGCAAGCCCGAAAGAAGACAGAUUGUAACAGUGUAUAAACAUUGUACCACUACCGGCCUGGGCCCCCUGGGGGACUCACACCCAGAUCUCAUCUGGUCCAGCAUCUUUCCAUUCGCCAUAGCGCGCCACACUCAUUGGAAUCAUUUCCCGAUAUUCGACCGCGGGCUGUAACUCCCAUCGCACACUCCUUUGCUUUUGCCUCCAUCUCUGUAUCAACAACCGGAAUCUGUUACCAUAUCCCUCUAUAUUCGUUUUCUCAUUGCACACUGCUAUCGUCUACCGUCGCCGUUUUGGCCGGGCCAUUGCUGCUCGGUCUAGCGCGACCUUCGCCUGCUCGCCCCGCCUGCUCCGUUUGAUCUAAUACAUCUACCUGGGCCUUGAAUACCACCAUGGCCUUGACACAUCUCGGCACACAGAAACCAAAAGCGAAGCGUCGCAAAUGCUCUCCGUUCUCACGUCACCCUGUUUUUCGUUCUUGUGCUGCUGUUUUCUCCUCUUUCAUCUUCGACACACGGACUGGCCAUCUCGAAUCUGCCGUCCCGUCCCCCAACUCGAUCCGCUUUCCCCAGUGUUGCCUUGAUGCAUAUACUCUUGCUCCUGAUUUACUUAUCGUCUAUCUAGUAGUCGUCGCCGCAUCGUGGCCUGCGCAGUUUGCACAUUUAGGCAGUGUUUUGCGGUAAUUGACUGUAUACAUCAUGUUACCGCUGGUGGAAGUGGAAUAUAUAACCGAAUGGAUGCAUAUUUCCCGCGACGGCCGUCUACACGAGACUUAGACUCACUCGCUAGGAAUGGAGACAUGAGUGCACAGUUAGCUAGCAUUUUAUUACGCACGAUGAUGAUCGGUUCAAUGCCUUGUCCAGACUUGCAUUCUCUAUCAGCAUCUGCGCGUCGCGUCGCAAACGCAUUUUAUGCUCUUGCUCUUCGAGAACCCCCUUCAUGUACACCGUUCCCUGCCACCAGUAGUAGCCCGUACCAGCGAAGAAGACGGUGCUGGCAAGGUGGCCAACGGGGUCUGAAGCACGGUUGAGUCUCGGAUGGGAUGGCAUUCCGUGGUCAGCAAGCAGGCGUACUAGACAGCAUGGGCUUCUUGAGGAUACCGAGUUGCCAGAAUCGUGCUGCGAGUCCGAAUGCGGCCCCGCCGAUAACGUGUCCGACAACACCCAUAGUGAUCAGAGUACGGAG